AUGCGCCGUGCUAUCCAGCGACCGCUCCCAAGACCCGCCACAGUUAACAAGGAGGCCACCCAACAACGGCACAAUGGCAGUGCUCAGCGACAUGUGGUCCAGGCCGAGAACCAGGUCUCGCCACGGACCCAACGGACCCAGCAGAAGAGCACAUCAGAAGGACUUGGAGCAGUCAACCGGAAUACCACUCCACCUCCUGCUCCCAGUCUCACUGUUAACCACGAACGCGGCCGCUCCAUCCAUCGCCAAAUCCUCAAGCCCAAGCCCAAGACACCCAACGUGACCACCCCGACACCUAUACCGCCUACUUGUGUUAUCGUCCCCAAGCCCCAAGUCAAGCCCACGCUGUGGGAAAACCGCGCGAGGGCAGACAAGGCCAGUCGCGUGUCGAUUGAAAACUGGGUGAGGCAGGUGCACGCCGCCACUGUUGCCGGAGGCCGCGGCGGUGGGCUGGUCCAUGUCCAGGUGGGCGUUUCGAAGAGGAUGUAG
This is a messenger RNA of Apiotrichum porosum, 489 nucleotides long. RefSeq lists its product as uncharacterized. The transcript is spliced from 2 exons. NCBI's taxonomy places the organism in Eukaryota, Fungi, Basidiomycota, Tremellomycetes, Trichosporonales, Trichosporonaceae. The record is from RefSeq and is a predicted model, not a curated record. Bases 1 to 489 code for a protein of 162 amino acids.